CCUCACUUUAUAUUCAUGUACGAACUGUGAAAAGAAUUUAAAGACUUCAAUCGGAAAUAUUAAUUGUAAUUGCAAAGAAAAAUAGGUGGACGAUUUAAACAAGUUGAAGAAACGUUUCUCACGAUCUGACUUACAGUAACUACGGAUAACUUUGUGUUGUACAAGAUACAAUAAAACGACGCGAAAGUAAACAGAGGAAUAGCACAAGAUGUCUAUAAAACGCCAAAUAUUUAAUGUAUCAUUGAAAUUAAGAUUUCAAAAUAUUAGUGCGAGAUGUUACUCUUCGAACACAGACAUUAUCGAAUCCGCGGAGGAGGAACCUAUUUUUGUGCACGAAAGAAAUACGGUUGAGUUAGAGAAGAAGAGGAAUAAGUCGAGACUAACGAAGGCACAUAGAAAUAUAUUAUUAGGACAAAAGCCGUACGAGGAAUCACAAAGUUGGUAUCACGAUACUGUCAGGUACAAAAGACGAACAUUAGGGAGGUACGGAAUGGAAGCUUUAGGAGUCCCUGCAGGAUUGGCUUGGCCUACUCCUGAAGAAGUAGAGGACAUGAAGGAAUACGAAAGUCUUGCACAUCCAUUAAACAUUCAAGAAAGAUUGCGAGAAAUUAAAGAAAAGAAGAAAAUGGAAGAAGAGGCGAUAUUAGCUAGGCAAGCUGAAAUACAGAAGAAAAUGGCAACAAUGCAAGAAUUGAUAAAUAACGUACAUGCAAAAAUAGCUGCAAAACAAGAGGCAGAAUUGGAAGCUAAGAAGAAAAAGGAAAGUAGAAUUGAGGAGAUCAGGCGUCAACUGAUAGCCGAAGGAACCAUGUCCAAAGAUAAACUAGCAGAGGCAUUGAGUAAGGCAGAGAAAGAUGAAAAGAAAUUGAAGAAGGCCUUUAAGAAAGCAAGGAUGAUUGAGAAACAACAAGAAUAUGCAGAAAAAUUGCUUAAAAAAGAAGCUCAGACUAAAGAAGAGGAGGACCACACAGCAGACUCUGAGAAAAGAUAAUUAAAUAUUUACAAAACGGACAGCUUUGAUGAAAACAUGUUAUAUUGUAAAAUAAUUUCUACAUAGUAAAAUGAACGCUUUAUAAACA
Frieseomelitta varia is the source of this 1079-nucleotide messenger RNA. RefSeq names its product growth arrest and DNA damage-inducible proteins-interacting protein 1 (gene CRIF). Gene Ontology annotation, cellular component: nucleus. The record is from RefSeq and is a predicted model, not a curated record. Lineage: Eukaryota; Metazoa; Arthropoda; Insecta; Hymenoptera; Apidae. The coding region runs from base 209 to 991 and encodes 260 amino acids. The transcript is spliced from 2 exons.